UAUACAUAUCUAGAUAGAUGGAGCUGCAACGGGAGCCAACCAGGAAAAGGUCAUCCUGUGCAUGGGAUGAUUUCCAAUUGCUGCCGGAUAAUAAGGUAAGCAUGAGUGUUGUUGUUAUUUCACCUGUUCUUACACUGGAAAACCCCUUAAGGGCAAGCCCUCAGGUACAAUGAUCUCGCUAUAGAACGCAUAAUUGCACAGUUGUUGUCCUUGAUGUACAUGUCUGUAGUAGCCACUGCCCAAUUUCAGUGGAAUGGAAAAGUACAUAUGAAUGCAACUUAUGAAUGACUUUUGCUAACUGAUUGUUUCACAGGUUCAGUGUAUGCUGUGUCAUACAAGGCUGUCAUACAACAAAAACACCUCUUCCAUGCUGAGGCACCUAAGAGCCAAGCAUGGAAGAGAGAUGGAUCCAGCACCAGAGAACAGCCAGCAGCCAGCUAUUGCCAAUAACCCAGGUAGGCCUAUACAUGACAGUUAAAAAGGAUUAUUUAUGCCCGUAAGUUUGUUUUAUAUUGCCCUGUGAUACCUUUCAAUAACACUGUGGAUAUUUAUGCAACCUAAUGCAUUGUAAUGUAUACAUUCUCCCUUCCAGGCAAUAGAAAGCAAGACCUUGAUGACUGUUUUGUGAACUUCAUCUUCAAGGAUUCUCAGCCGUUCUCUGUUGUGGAGGAUGUUGGUUUUAAAGAGCUUGUGGCAAAGCUGGACCCCACAUACGCUCUACCAACAAGGAAGGCACUGAAGAACAUGGUGGUAGCCAAGUAUGAGGAGGAGAGGGAGAAAGCCAAAGCUGAGAUCCAGGGUGUUGAGACUGUGAGCCUCACAGCAGAUAUGUGGACCUCCAUCAACAUGGACUCAUAUCUGGCUGUCACCUGCCACUUUGUCAAUAAGAAUGACCAGCUGUCCACUCAUCUUCUGGGGACCAGGAAUUUUCCUAGAACCCACACAGCAGCCCACAUUGCAGCUGAAAUUAAGUCACCAGCACCAGCUGCAGCCUCCACAGGUGUUGACCUGUGGAGACUUUUGGAUCAUGAGGCACACAGAGCCAGGCACAUGCAAAGCGCCACAGCAAAUGCAAUUGUGGAAGUGAACCGAUACCUAGCUGAUCCACCCCUGGAAAGAACUGAUGACGCCCUCACAUACUGGGCCACCCAUAACACUGUUUAUCCAAACCUCUAUGAAUUAUCCAAGCAUUUCCUGUUUAUCCCAGCCUCAUCUAUGCCAUGUGAACGGGUUUUUUCCAAGCCUGGGGAAAUAGUCUUAUCAGGAGCUGAGGAUGAAAUGACGUCAUCAUCGCCGUGGUGA
This is a messenger RNA of Monopterus albus (swamp eel), 1302 nucleotides long. RefSeq lists its product as uncharacterized. The record is from RefSeq and is a predicted model, not a curated record. The transcript is spliced from 3 exons. The coding region runs from base 571 to 1302 and encodes 243 amino acids. NCBI's taxonomy places the organism in Eukaryota, Metazoa, Chordata, Actinopteri, Synbranchiformes, Synbranchidae. Gene Ontology annotation, molecular function: protein dimerization activity.